Molecule: messenger RNA, 2100 nt
Organism: Plectropomus leopardus (leopard coralgrouper)
Lineage: Eukaryota; Metazoa; Chordata; Actinopteri; Perciformes; Serranidae
Source: RefSeq, a predicted model, not a curated record
ACAGCGUCCAGGCUGGAUGGUACUCGGACUCGGCAGCUAACGUUGGGGAUUUGCUUUCCAAAACAAAAAAAAAACAAGAGGUUAAUCUCGCCGUGGAGCCGGACUGCAGCACCAUGGCUCUCUACGAAUACGUCACUCAGGACCAGCUCGCGGGCUUCGACAAGUACAAGUACAGCGCAGUGGACUCCAAUCCCCUGUCUGUCUACGUCAUGCACCCCUUCUGGAACUUUGUGGUGAAGUUUCUACCGACGUGGUUGGCUCCAAACCUCAUUACAUUUACAGGCUUUAUGUUCCUUGUGUUGAAUUUCCUCAUGUUGGCCUUCUACGACUUUGACUUCACUGCCUCUGCUGCAGGACAUGAACACGUGCCUAGUUGGGUCUGGGUUGCUGCAGGGAUCUUCAACUUCUUGGCCUACACGCUCGAUGGUGUUGACGGUAAACAGGCUCGUCGCACCAACUCCUCCACGCCACUAGGGGAGCUCUUUGACCACGGCCUGGACAGUUGGGCCUGCAUCUUCUUCGUGGCCACCGUCUACUCCAUAUUUGGGCGUGGGGAAAGCGGUGUGGGCGUGGCCACACUGUACUACAUCCUGUGGGUGGUGCUGUUCUCAUUCAUUCUGUCCCACUGGGAGAAAUACAACACCGGCAUCUUGUUCCUGCCAUGGGGGUACGACAUCAGCCAAGUGACCAUAUCUCUGGUUUAUUUGGUCACUGCUGUGGUCGGCGUGGAAACGUGGUACCAGCCAGUCCUGUGGCACUUCCUCUACAGAGACCUUUUCACCUUUAUGAUCGUCGCUUGUUCCUUCACUGUGACCUUACCCAUGAGCCUCUACAACGUCCUGAAGUAAGUCAACUUUUUAUUCGGCUCACGCAGUAACACUCUGAAGCACAGCAGCCUGUACGAAGCCUUCCUGCCCUUCCUCUCGCCCGUCCUCCUCUUCAUCCUGUCCACCAUUUGGGUGGUCUUCUCUCCAUCCAACAUCCUCGAGCUGCAGCCCAGGAUCUUCUACCUCAUGGUGGGGACAGCUUUCGCGAAUGUCACGUGUACGCUGAUUGUGUGUCAGAUGAGUAACACACGUUGCCAGGCGCUGAGCUGGCUGUUGCUACCCAUGACGCCCGUGGUGUUGUUGGCGGUUUCUGGGGUGGUGGCCAAUGAAACCCUGCUGCUGUGUCUGUGGACCGCCGCUGUCAUGUUGGCACACAUACAUUACGGCGUUUCAGUGGUACAACAGCUCAGCAACCACUUUAACAUCUUGGCCUUCUCGCUGAAGAAGCCCAACAGUGACUGACAGGAGGAGGAACGAAUCGGCUUGAAAGAAGCGGAGGUUUAGGCUCCUCCGCUUAUCGACACUUCACUCUCAUCACCACGGAAACCACAUCCCCACCCCUCCAUCCAUGAGGACACUGCAAGUGGAAUGGACGAUAGCCCUCUUCUACACUGUCUCCAACACACACACACACACACACACACACACACACACACACACACUCAUAUUCCUAACCACCCAACCAACUAACCUCUGGUCCCUGCGAUGGGGCGGGCACAGGGGCUCUGGCUUCCGUCAUUGGUGAUUGGCUAACUUGGUUGAGCCAAUGAGGUGCAAUUGUUUCCUACGGAAAUGUGCUUCAGUCAUGAGGACAGGAGCCCUGCAAACACACAGAUACAUGUACAUACAUCGCUCUGCUUUCGUGCAGAUAAUUUAUAUCUCAUGGCAGGUAUUUAAAACACAAACACAGCCACAAACACACAGUUACACUCAAAUAGUAUUAUGAAUGUAUAAUAUGCCUUUGGGAAACGCCAUUUAAGUUUUAUUAUAUGAACAGGAAUGCCUCGAAUAGUGAUGUUUCAAAUUUGACCAAACCUCUAGAUAGUGGCCGCACAUCCACAGCUGUGUCCAGCGUUUAAAGGUUGUCAGUUCUUUUCUUUUUUUUUUAAUCAUGGGAUGUUUUUCAGUUGUAAAUCCCAGUGAUAUAUGUUAAUAGCUAUAUAUAUACUGUAUGUGUUAAAGGGGUUUGGGGCAUUUUGUUUUCAAACUGAAAAGAAAGAUUAAAAAAAGAUGAUUACUCCUGUAAAACAUUGUAUAAAUUUCCCUCUAAUUA